Lethenteron reissneri (Far Eastern brook lamprey) is the source of this 1380-nucleotide messenger RNA. RefSeq names its product chromosome partition protein Smc-like. NCBI's taxonomy places the organism in Eukaryota, Metazoa, Chordata, Hyperoartia, Petromyzontiformes, Petromyzontidae. The record is from RefSeq and is a predicted model, not a curated record.
AUGCACAAGGCUCUCCUUAAUUACACCGUGACACGGAGAUCGGUUCCAGCGUGGUACGAAUCGGAGCGACUCAAAUCGGAGCGACUCAAAUCGGAGCGACUCAAGUCGGAGCGACUCAAGUCGGAGCGACUCAAAUUGGAGCGACUCAAAUCGGAGCGACUCAAAUCAGAGCGACUCAAAUCGGAGCGACUCAAAUUGGAGCGACUCAAAUCGGAGCGACUCAAGUCGGAGCGACUCAAAUCGGAGCGACUCAAAUUGGAGCGACUCAAAUCGGAGCGACUCAAAUCAGAGCGACUCAAAUCGGAGCGACUCAAAUUGGAGCGACUCAAAUCGGAGCGACUCAAGUCGGAGCGACUCAAAUCGGAGCGACUCAAAUUGGAGCGACUCAAAUCGGAGCGACUCAAAUCGGAGCGACUCAAAUCGGAGCGACUCAAAUCAGAGCGACUCAAAUCAGAGCGACUCAAAUCAGAGCGACUCAAAUCGGAGCGACUCAAGUUGGAGCGACUCAAAUUGGAGCGACUCAAAUCAGAGCGACUCAAGUCGGAGCGACUCAAGUCAGAGCGACUCAAAUCGGAGCGACUCAAAUCGGAGCGACUCAAAUCAGAGCGACUCAAAUCAGAGCGACUCAAAUCGGAGCGACUCAAAUCGGAGCGACUCAAGUCGGAGCGACUCAAAUCGGAGCGACUCAAAUUGGAGCGACUCAAAUCGGAGCGACUCAAAUCGGAGCGACUCAAAUCAGAGCGACUCAAAUCAGAGCGACUCAAAUCGGAGCGACUCAAAUUGGAGCGACUCAAAUCAGAGCGACUCAAGUCGGAGCGACUCAAGUCAGAGCGACUCAAAUCGGAGCGACUCAAAUCAGAGCGACUCAAAUCGGAGCGACUCAAAUCAGAGCGACUCAAAUCAGAGCGACUCAAAUCAGAGCGACUCAAAUCGGAGCGACUCAAGUCGGAGCGACUCAAAUUGGAGCGACUCAAAUCAGAGCGACUCAAAUCGGAGCGACUCAAAUCAGAGCGACUCAAAUCAGAGCGACUCAAAUCGGAGCGACUCAAGUCGGAGCGACUCAAAUUGGAGCGACUCAAAUCGGAGCGACUCAAGUCGGAGCGACUCAAAUUGGAGCGACUCAAAUCAGAGCGACUCAAAUCAGAGCGACUCAAAUCAGAGCGACUCAAAUUGGAGCGACUCAAAUCAGAGCGACUCAAAUCAGAGCGACUCAAAUCGGAGCGACUCAAAUCAGAGCGACUCAAAUCAGAGCGACUCAAAUCGGAGCGACUCAAGUCGGAGCGACUCAAAUUGGAGCGACUCAAAUCAGAGCGACUCAAAUCAGAGCGACUCAAAUCGGAGCGACUCAAAUCGGAUCAUUCUCAGUCCACUGCUGUGUGA